CCCUCCACAAAUAAAGACUGUCUUUAAAGGAGCUCAGAACUGGACCAGCGGCACCACAGCCGUGAGCCGAGGGAGCAGAGAGUGUCGGUGAAAACAGGCAUAAGCAAAGAGGACUGUGGGUCAGAGAGACUGGAGACAAGGGGCUUCCCGCUUAAGUCUUGAAGUUGAGAGCGUCAGCCUGCUCUUCAUGGCACCUCUGUAUCUGUUGAUGGAGCUGAUGGUGGUUGCUGUGGCAACAGAGGCCCGUACAGCCAGCGAGGCGAAUGAACUGGAUUAUGGGUACUGGAACUACAGAGAGGGAGCUGACAGCGUGAACGUAGCCUCAGUACGCAGUGUGACCAGAGUUUUAGACGCCUGGGGAAAACGGAUCUUCAGUGAGAUCAAGACUUUGCUGCACUCUCAGCCCAGCACGUUGCUACCCGACUACUCCAGGGUGCGCCCUCUGUCCGAGUCCAUCAACGACCUCUUCAGAGAAGUUUUCCUGCUGCAUCGCCGCAUCGAUGAGCUCUCUCAUCGCCUAGCAACGUUGGAGCCGUUCCUCCGUCGCCACGGCUACCGUGGGGAGGAUAUGGAAAAGGUGGGAGGCGGCAAGGCUCAGAGCCUGAAAGGGGAGCUGGCAACUCUUGCCCGGUAUGACCUGAGGAGCAGAGCGAGGGCAAGCGUGCCCAAAGGGAGCAAGGUGGUGAGGAGACGGGUGAGAGUCCUGAAGAACAGAGGAGUGAAGCAGGUUCAGGGUGAGUGAUGAAGAGACAGAACGAGUAAAAAGGAGGGAAUGAAGAGAAAAUUGUAUUGGCUGAUGAUUGAAAACCUUUCAAAAGUUCCUUUUUGUAGAAUAAAAUGCAAUAUUUACACUAAUCAUCCUGUGAGAUGAUGAAUGAUGCUUUAUAGUGUGUUUUAGUAAAAGAAAAAAUGUUUCUUCUUUAAUAAACUUUCUUUUUAUCUGUAUUUAAUUGUUGAAGUGUUCAUAUAAGAUUGAAGUAACUUCUUGUCAUUUCAAUCCCUAAGACAGCAGGAGCAUCCUUAAGUUAGUUAUUUCACACGUUCUAUUGUUUCAGAAGCUUUCAGACACAUUUCCAUGAGCACUGAUUUCCAUUUCUCUGAUGAUUUAUAGUUGAAAACAAAGUGAUAUUGCAAACAACCUGUGCUUUAGAAAUAUAGACAGCGCAGACAUGCAAGCUUCCAGCUUAAACUUCAAUAAUGGUGUUCACUGCUGUAAUGCUCAUAAUCGGGUAUUUCAGGGCUACAGCUAUGUCUUCUUUAAAUACAAACAAACAUAUGAUUCUUUCACAGAAUAUCUGCUUUGCUCAGUAAAUAAAACUAAAUAAGACUUACAGGAAUAAAUCCUGCUCAGAAAAUUGAUGAAAUUGGGUUAAAAUGUCAUUCAGUGUUGAUUCAAUAUCUUCAAAUAAAAAACU
Molecule: messenger RNA, 1415 nt
Organism: Melanotaenia boesemani (Boeseman's rainbowfish)
Lineage: Eukaryota; Metazoa; Chordata; Actinopteri; Atheriniformes; Melanotaeniidae
Exons: 4
Coding region: 188-742 (184 amino acids)
Source: RefSeq, a predicted model, not a curated record